Corythoichthys intestinalis (scribbled pipefish) is the source of this 2514-nucleotide messenger RNA. It is a transcript of the gene me1, whose product is annotated as malic enzyme 1, NADP(+)-dependent, cytosolic. Gene Ontology annotation, cellular component: mitochondrion. The transcript is spliced from 15 exons. Gene Ontology annotation, biological process: malate metabolic process; pyruvate metabolic process. Bases 438 to 2072 code for a protein of 544 amino acids. Lineage: Eukaryota; Metazoa; Chordata; Actinopteri; Syngnathiformes; Syngnathidae. Gene Ontology annotation, molecular function: malate dehydrogenase (decarboxylating) (NADP+) activity; NAD binding. The record is from RefSeq and is a predicted model, not a curated record.
CUGUUCAAAAAGAAACACACUUUUAUCUCACACUGGCACAAACGUUAAUGAAGUUGGUGUAAUGGUCACGAGAUUGACUUUCCAAGGAUUCUAGUUGGACUUGAAUUGAAUUUCGACGUAGUAGAAGGCUACAUUGAAUGAGGGUAGUUGCCACUGUGUGACCAAGAAGCUUUUUUUCAUUCGUGAUACCCAGAUGGCAACUGAAUGGUCAAGGGUGUGUGCUUUUGGGGGCCUCUGUUUGUUUGGCCUUGGGGUGUGCCUGUGUAAAAUGGUGUUGCUGGUAGGGAGGUUUACUUGGACAUGUGGUGUUCUUGGGUUCUGUGGCCUGGGAGGCUGACUGGGCCAUCUUGCUUCUUGUGAUUCCUCAGGGAAGAAGAUCUUUGUGCUACUGGGUGUUCUGGAAGGAGCAGUAGGCAUGAACUCGAGACACAUGUGGCAUGGCAUUCUCCCUGGAGGAACGUCUGCAGCUGGGGAUCCACGGCCUGCUUCCACCUUGUUUCAUUACUCAGGACGUCCAGCUGCUCAGAGUACUCAAGAAUUAUGAAAUGAAGAAAGAUGACCUGGAUAGGUAUGUGUUUUUGAUGGGGCUCCAGGAACGCAGCGAGAAGCUCUUCUAUCGUGUGAUCAUGUCAGACAUCGAGAGAUUCAUGCCCAUCAUUUACACCCCCACCGUUGGCCUCGCUUGCCAGCAAUAUGGCUUGAUAUUUAGAAGACCAAGGGGGCUGUUCAUUACCAUCCAUGACCGUGGCCACAUUGCAACACUACUGCAGAACUGGCCGGCGAAAAACGUUAAGGCUGUGUGUGUGACUGAUGGUGAGAGAAUAUUGGGCCUGGGAGACCUCGGCUGCAACGGCAUGGGAAUUCCAGUGGGCAAACUAGCCCUCUACACAGCCUGUGGAGGCGUUCCCCCUCAGCAAUGCCUGCCUGUUAUGCUGGAUGUGGGCACAGACAAUGAGGCACUGUUGCAGGAUCCACUAUACAUUGGGCUCCGGCAUAAGAGGGUGCGAGGCCAGGCAUAUGAUGACCUGCUGGAUGAAUUUAUGAAGGCUGUGUCAGACAGGUAUGGAAUGGACUGCCUCAUUCAGUUUGAAGACUUUGCAAACUUAAAUGCUUUCCGCCUUCUCAGCAAGUACAGAAACAUGUAUUGCACAUUCAACGAUGACAUCCAAGGCACUGCUGCAGUGGCAGUUGCCGGUCUUUUGGCGGCUCUCCGGAUCACCGGGAGCAAAAUGUGUGACCACACAAUUGUGUUCCAAGGUGCAGGAGAGGCAGCAAUGGGGAUUGCUGAGCUGAUUACAAUGGCGAUGGAGAAAGAGGGCCUUUCUAAGGAAGACAGUUUGAAGAAGAUCUGGAUGGUUGAUUCUAAGGGCCUGAUUGUCAAGGGUCGAGAUCAUCUGACUCAUGAAAAGGAGAGGUUUGCUCAUGAGCACCCCCAGAUGAGGAACCUGGAGGAUGUGGUUCGUGAACUGAAACCCACAGCUUUAAUUGGUGUGGCAGCUGUUGCUGGCGCCUUCACAGAGAAGAUCAUCAGGGACAUGGCAUCCUUCAACCAACACCCUAUAAUCUUUGCUCUCAGCAAUCCAACCAGCAAAGCCGAAUGCACCGCAGAACAAUGUUACACAUUUACAGAGGGAAGGGGCAUCUUUGCAAGUGGCAGUCCGUUUGACCCUGUCACCUUACCCGACGGGAGGACCAUGCAUCCUGGUCAAGGAAACAAUGCAUACAUCUUCCCCGGUGUCGGCCUUGGCGUCACCGCCUGCGCUAUUCGACACAUCACUGAAGAUGUUUUUCUUACCGCAGCAGAGGCUCUUGCCCACCUAGUGACAGAAAAGGACCUGUCUGAGGGAAGGCUGUACCCACCUCUCAGCUCCAUCAGGGAGGUCUCUCUCGAACUUGCAGUCAAGAUAAUAGAAUAUGCCUAUGAGCACGGCAUUGCCACGGGUCUCCCAGAACCCUCUGACAAAGCAGCAUACGUGCGCUCACUAGUUUUUACCACUGACUAUGAUGACUUUAAUGUGGACUUGUACCGCUGGCCAGAAGACAGCAUGACACUCCAGUCAUGCAAACUUUGACUGUGUGAGCAUCAAAAAUGUUCCAAAUUCAACCACUGCCAUUAGGAAAAUGACAUGUACAGCUGUAUGUAUAGAAUUUAUUCUUACUGCACUGUAUUUGUAUGAAUAAUAUGGUAACUACUAUGGCAUAAAUGAACCAGUGGAUUUUUAAUGCUGGUGGAAGAAGUUGCAGGAUUUUUAGGGCAUUACGUUCCCCACUAAGGUUCUGAUAUUUUAUUAUUUUAGAAAUUUAGGUAAAUGGGGUUUAUGUAGGUUGAACACAUUUUUUUUUAUUCAGAAUGUCUUAAUUCUGAAAGAGACUUGUCAAGUUGCUGUGUGUAACUCAAGGAAAUGCACUGGAUUUGUGAAAACGUAUUACUUCUGAAUCUGGAUGAUGCCAUAUAUAUGUGAUUUUUUUCUUAAAAUAAAAAGCAUUGUUAUUGUUGGUGUUUUUGUCUAAACC